Trichoplusia ni (cabbage looper) is the source of this 1564-nucleotide messenger RNA. It is a transcript of the gene Syx16, whose product is annotated as syntaxin-16. The record is from RefSeq and is a predicted model, not a curated record. Gene Ontology annotation, biological process: vesicle-mediated transport; vesicle fusion; intracellular protein transport. Gene Ontology annotation, cellular component: endomembrane system; SNARE complex; membrane. The transcript has 4 exons. The coding region runs from base 95 to 1108 and encodes 337 amino acids. Lineage: Eukaryota; Metazoa; Arthropoda; Insecta; Lepidoptera; Noctuidae. Gene Ontology annotation, molecular function: SNARE binding; SNAP receptor activity.
GCACAAAUGUCAUUCAGUGUCGUGUCACGAUAUCGAAGAAAAUAAACAGUUUUCUGAGGUUUUUACUACAUAAUAAUAUAAACUGGUGGUUAAAAUGGUGUCGAGGAGUUUAACUGAAGUGUUCGUGUUGAUGCGCAACAACGCUAUCCACAGCCGGCACAUAUUCACCGACCAGGGCAAUGACUCGGAGCGCGUGCGCCUCAUGCGGCGCAACUCCCACGACAUGGAGGCCGGCAUGGAGCUGCGCUCCGACUCGCACGCGCCGCCGCCCUGGACCGACGCGCUCGAAGAGGCACACUAUGUUAUCACUAGGUUAAAAACAAAAUUGUCAGAGCUACAAUCCCGCCACGAGAAGCAGAUCCGCCGACCGGCGCUCGACGACACGACGGAGCAGCAACACAUACAGCGCCUCACCGCGGAGAUCGGGCGACACUUCACACACGUGCACACGCAUCUCACGUCCAUCAAGGCGCAGAUACGACAUGGUAACAAAACCGAACAAAAACUGGCCACAAACGUAGUGCUGGCUUUAGUCACCAUACUCCAGGACUUGAGUGUGACCUUCCGCACCGCCCAGUCCACCUACCUCAAGUCUCUGACGUCACGCGAGGAACGAUCCAACGCCUACUUCGACCUCCCAAACUUCGAGGAACUCAGCUUAGACGACAACGAGCUCCUCCCAGGACUUUCAAACAACCAAACAGAUUUACUCUUCUCAUUACCAAGCACAUCAGGAACACAGAAAUUCGACCAAAAUGGCGACGACUACCAAAGACAAGCACUUAGCCAAAAACAACUCCUACUCAUGCAAGAAGAGAACACAAGAGAUGUGGCAGAGAGGGAAGAAGAAGUCAAUAAAAUCGUUCGGUCAAUAGUCGAUCUGAACGAUAUAUUUAAAGACCUAGCGCAUAUGGUGAAUGAACAAGGAACGGUUUUAGAUCGGAUAGACUACAAUAUUGAACAAACGCAGGUACAAGUUCAUGAGGGUUAUAAGCAAUUGCAGAAGGCUGAAAGGUACCAGAGAUCGAACAGGAAAAUGCACUGCAUACUGAUACUGGCCAUAACAAUCAUAGCCUUAGUAAUACUACUCAUAAUCGUGAAGAGUUAGUCGAUGGUAGACUAAGAAAUGCCUUAUUUUACGUAGUCGAUCGACUGCACGGCUGGACCGUGACCAACCUACUAGACACAAGAUUCCGAACUCUAGUAAUAGUUGAAUUAUUGUAUUCUGGUUAAUGUGGGCACUUGUUUCAUUAGGAACAAUAAGUGAUGCUUGAACGAAUAUUCCUGAUAUUAACUUUCUUGCAGUUUUUGCCAGUUUAUCAAGAGAUCCGAGUUCGCGUACGGGGAAACUUACUGUGCCCGACAUAUAGGGUUUGAGCCCCGCAUAUGACAAGCAUGUGAUUCACGCUUGUUCAGAGUUUGGUUGUAUUUGUGCAAGUGACUUGAACGUUCUUUAGUGCAGAAGUCGGUUAUUGUGAAGGUCGUCAAACUCCGUGAUUGGUCAGAAUUUUGAACCAAUUUGAAUCUUGAUCCUUAAAAAAAAUUACAUUAGCAUUCUAGAAAC